Messenger RNA from Debaryomyces tyrocola, 699 nucleotides. The record is from the annotation of a GenBank genome assembly. Lineage: Eukaryota; Fungi; Ascomycota; Pichiomycetes; Serinales; Debaryomycetaceae.
AUGGGUCACAUUAGCGACGAUUUACUAGAAAAAUACGAAGAAACGUAUCAAAAAGCAAUAACACACCUGUUAACAAAUGAAUUAUGUGAAGGAACUUUGCCGGAUUUCAAGCUCUUCACAUACUUAACCCAAGACUUGAAGUUCUUCCAAUUAGGAAUGAACGUCUUUGGUAAAGCCUUGGCAUACUGCGAUAACACCGACUCUGCCAUUACUUUAAGUAAACAAAUAGGUUUCAUUGCCAAUGAUGAGAACAAUUACUUUGACAAUUGCUUGUGUCAAUUGAGGGAGACUAGUAAGCCUCAGUUGGAACAACAUUGUUCUAAAAUGUUGCUUGGACCUGAUUCGCCUGUUCUACCUGAAGUUGAAGAAUACCUUGAGUAUUUAAAACAUUUAGCACAUGAAUCCCUGUCUUAUGUUGAGAUCAUUACUUUCAUGUAUUUGAUGGAGCAGGUCUAUCUUGGGUGGGCUAAUUUCCAUCUUCUCAAAGGGAAUGAUCGUGAAGAUUUACCGUAUAAGCAUAAAGAGUGGAUUGUUCUUCAUAGUGGAGAUAAGUUUUCCUCUUGGGUGGAAUUCUUGAAAAGUGAAGUGAAUAGAGCAGUGAUUUCGCAGGACGAUUGUUCUCAAUGUGAGGAGACCUUCUUGAAGGCUUUAAAUUUGGAAUUAGCAUUUUUCGAAUCGUGUUAUUCCUAUAAAGAAUAG